Messenger RNA from Owenia fusiformis, 3358 nucleotides. The record is from the annotation of a GenBank genome assembly. NCBI's taxonomy places the organism in Eukaryota, Metazoa, Annelida, Polychaeta, Sabellida, Oweniidae.
AUGACGCGGUAAAUAACAUGAUUUUGGUUUCCAUAAAUCUUCUAACUAAAAAUACUGUUUUCUAAGAGUUCUAAAGUCCUAAACAUAAAAACCGAUUAUGCUUUUAGAACAUGAACUGAUAGAGGCACUGCAGGGAGAAGACAUAAGUACAGUUGAGGGAUGUCUGUACAUGGGUGCCAAUCCUAAUCUGGUUCUGCCCGAUGGUGCCGCUGCCAUGCACAUUAGUGUUGGGGUGGACAGUGACCAAGCAGAGGACUUUGUUAAACUCAUGAUUCAGUAUGGUGGUAAUCCCAAUGUCCAGGAUACAGAAGGAGUAACCCCACUCCAUGCAGCUGCCAGCUGGGGUAGAGCAGAGAUCCUCAAAUUAUUAUUGGUCAAUGGAGGAGACCCUACUCUCAAAGAUCAGGAUGGUAUGGAUGUGGAGGCCUAUGCCCUUGAGUCUAAAGAUGACCUCACCAUUAAAUAUGUUGAACUGUUUGCAUUUAAUGAGAAGGGUGAUGAUUCCAGUGAGGGUGAAGAUAAGCCAGUGGAGCAUUAUACCUUGGAGUUACUAGAUGCUGGGGAUAAAAAUUCACGGUACAGUUGGGGAACCAGUUCUUGCAGAAGCAGUUGGGGUAGACACAUGGCCCCCUCUCCACCCCUGGAACCUGGUACCAGCCCCCCUCCAUACAAUUCAAACACAUGUACUAUUCACCCACAUCCUUCUCACCCACAUAUAAAUCCUGCCCAUAUGCACAGUGAAGAUGUGGCUAAUGGAGACAUCUGUGAUGAGAUCUACAAGCUGUACAUCGACUCUGCGGACAAGACAGAAGAAGAAGACAAUAAACUACAUAAGAAUGACUUUUUGGAGCCAGUGAACAGAAUAACUAAAAAUCAACAGGAUAACUACAUCAAACCCAGUAGGUUGAGUAAUGUAUUUGAACCUAAUAGCCACAACAAUCCAAAGAGAAGUAAACGAAGCCAACGUACUAGACUGUCUAUUCCAGUAAAGCAACGCCAAAGUUUCUAUACUUCCAAAGUGCAGGCAGUUCUCAAUGAUGACUAUGAUCAAGGUUCACAAAUCUUUGAUGUCACUUCCCCAGAUCAUCCCAUUGUGGUUGAGCGGCAAUCCCUGGAUGAUACAAUGGAGAAGAUAGAACGCAGGAGGUCCAAAUAUCCAAUUAUAUCCUCUAAGGACGGAUAUUUUAGGUUCCAGGUUGAUUCUGAAAUCUCAUUUGCUAGUAUAGCACACAGAGACCAAGAUGAUAGAGACAUGGCCUGCCAGCAGGAACAUGUAGGUUCUCCAUUCAAAAGCUACAGGACUCGGAGCAAAUCAGCUAGUUUAUCUAGUGGGAAUGAGUCCUUUGAAUCCUGCUCUAGUGGGGGAUCUUAUCACUCUACACACAACAACUCCUUGGAGUUACCCAGUGCUAAAGACACUUCAUCUCAUGUUAAAGACAAAGAUAAUGCAUCUGCUGGUAGUCUAUCAAGCAAAAGUGACAUAUUUUAUGACACUGUAGAACCAAACUCCAUUAAACCUGUAUAUUUGAAACCACUUCCCAUGUGCCAUGAACCCCAUAGCCCGAGUGACAAAGUGCCCAAUACUGCAAAAAGAAGUAAUGACAAGGUGCCCAGUGCAUCCAAAAGUACUAAUGACAAGUUGCCAAGUACAGCCCAAAGUAUCAACAAUAAAGUGUCUUGUUCAUCCAAAAGUACCAAUGACAAUUUGCCAAGAAUAGCACAAAGUAACAAUGACAAGGUGUCCAGUACAUCCAAAAGUCCCAGUAACAAGGUACCCAGUAUGGCCCAAAGUACCUAUGACAAGGUACCCAGUACAUCCAAGAGUACCCAUGACAAAGUGCCCAGUACAGCCCAAUACUACAGAAGCAUUAAAGAUGGUCAAAUCAAAAAGGAAGAAAGAACUGAUACGGACUCACUCAAUGACAGCCUCCUCAGCCAUCUAACUCAGUUGAAAUUGGGAGAUACCCCUAAAUCUAGCAAACCUCAAGUCACCAAGUACAAACCAAAUAAACCAAGUGUUGAUUUAUUUACAUCAGAUGAAAGUGACUUGGACACUACAUUAAAUAUUUUGUCAAAAAGAAACCGUUAUAGUAUUAGAACACUCAGAAAGCCCAAUGGAUAUACACCCUCUGAGCCCAUGGAGCAUUGCAAUUGCACAUGCCCUCCUGAGGAUGGGGACUCAGAAUAUAGCAGCACAAGUAGCUUGUCUGACAGACUUUCCUCAAGUGGAAUGAGUGGGAGAAACUCUGUGGGGAGUAACCAAUCAUGUCGGUCAGAACUGAGCAACUAUAGUGAGGGGGCCUCCAUCAUGCAUCUCUACAGAGAUGAUCAGGAAGACUGUUCAUUAAUUGAGCAUCAUUAUCUUCCUGAUAGUUCAUUAUAUUCCCAUCAUUCGCCUGAUGUUUCCCUGUCUUUAACAACCCUGGGAAUCAGUAGUGCACUAGAGCCACUGUCUAAUGAGGAGAUCAGGGCUCAACUUGUUGCAAUGGGAGAUCAGCCAGGACCCGUAGUGAACAGUCUCAGAGACGUUUAUCUAAAGAGGCUUGCAAGACUGAAAAAUGACCCUGAUUUACCAAAAAUCAUAGUUAAAUCUACAGAAUCGGAAUACCUUCCAGAGCUGACUAAAGCUUUAGAAGGAGAUCUCUAUCCCAGUGAUGUCAGUGUGAUGGAGCAGCACAUGGAGGCACCAUUCAAAGACUCUGAUCCCUCCCUCAAGUGGAGAGAGGGCACCCUAAAGACUAGCUUCAACUAUAUACUACUAGACCCUAGAUUUACACAGAAUCUGCCCUCCAGAGCAAAAUAUAUGAGUGAGCAGGAUGUGUUCAGAAUAUUCAUCAGUGCCAUAUUUUACAUUGGAAAGGGCAAGAGAAGCAGGCCCUACCAACACUUCUAUGAGGCCAUCAAACAGAGGGAUUCACCCAAGCCUAAGUGCAGUGCAAAGGUUCAGAGGAUCCUAGAUAUAUGGUCUGAAGGCUAUGGGCCAGUGUCUCUGCACAUCUUCCAGAAUACCAUUCCAGUAGAGGCUUAUACCCGAGAGGCAUGUAUGGUAGAGAGUAUAGGACUGAGUAGGUUGACCAAUCAGAAGAGUGGGGAUUAUUAUGGGAUAUCUAGCACUUGGAAACCACUUGAUAAAAGAAAGUUGGGGGUCCAUCUCUUAGUGAGAGCCAUGAGGGUGCUUCUGGCAGAGGGAGAGAGGCAGAUCACACCCAGGGACAUCAAAAUAGGACAAUAGAGUAUUAUUAUGUCACCACAAAAGUAUUUUUGUAGUUUCCAACUUUUUUGUGGAUGGCAGUCGGAGCUUGGUGUUUGGCGUCUUUAAAAAUUGGCAGGUGGUAAUAUUUUGCAUCUUUAUGCCUUG